This is a messenger RNA of Centruroides sculpturatus (bark scorpion), 486 nucleotides long. Its product is annotated as zinc finger protein OZF-like. The transcript is spliced from 2 exons. Gene Ontology annotation, molecular function: DNA-binding transcription factor activity, RNA polymerase II-specific; RNA polymerase II cis-regulatory region sequence-specific DNA binding. Bases 1 to 486 code for a protein of 161 amino acids. Gene Ontology annotation, biological process: regulation of transcription by RNA polymerase II. Gene Ontology annotation, cellular component: nucleus. NCBI's taxonomy places the organism in Eukaryota, Metazoa, Arthropoda, Arachnida, Scorpiones, Buthidae. The record is from RefSeq and is a predicted model, not a curated record.
AUGCGCUUCGUAAAUUAUGAAACAGGCGAAAGCAGUGAGAAAAAUAUAAAAUCACGUCAAGGAUUACGCUGCAGUGUAUGUUACAACGUAUUUCCCACAAAAUACAAGUUGGUGUGUCACACCAGGGUUCACACGGGAGAAAAGCCAUUUCAGUGCGAGAUCUGCGGCAAUAAAUUCGGUCAGAAAGCGUAUUUAGUCAACCACCAGAGAGUUCACACGGGACUGAAGCCCUUCGAGUGUCGAGACUGCGGCCAGAAAUUCAGAGAUUCUCCCUCCCUGAGAAAGCAUCACCGCACUCACACCGGCGAGAAACCCUUCGAGUGCUCUGUCUGCUCGGCCAAGUUCAGUCGCAAGGAAAGCCUGAAGAUUCACUUACGAAGUCACACGGGCGACAGACCCUUCGUCUGUAACGUGUGCGGAAUGGCGUUUAUGAGCGGGUCUCACAGGAGAAGACACGAAUUGCGGCACGUGAAAAAAGAAAAGUGA